GAUCCUGGCGUACCUUACGCUGGUUUGCUAUAAUUUCCGCGACGCUUCGCUUUCCGAAGCUCCCGUGUUCCAAAAGAGACACAAUAUAGCAACAUAAUUGACAAAGUGCGCAAGAAGGCCGGGAAGGCGUGAGGGAUUAACCAACCCAGGGUUCGACACUUGUCCACGCUGCCUCAACAACCCGGUAUUCCCCGCUGCGGGUGCGAGUUGAAGCUUAGGACUUGGCCAGGACAGAGCCAUGUCCCCGCCAAGUUGGGGGCAGAUGCCCCCUCUUCAGAGCACGAGUAAAUUCUUAAACAUCUUUCAGUACUGUCGCUUCCUCCGCAUCCUCGGCCAUGUCAUGGUGCUGCUGGUGCUGGCCCUGGUGGGCCUGACCUACACGGCGGUGGUGCCCUUCACCUACGGCCCCAAGCUGCUGUCCGGCAACGCGCUGGUGGUGCUGGGCAGCGCGGCCGUCAUACUGCUGUUCAGCGCGGUGUGCGUCAUGUGUGUGUGGUCGUAUCUGGCGGCGGUCACCGCGGACCCGGGCCGCGUGCCGCAGGGCUGGCACCCCUUUGCGGACGAGCAGCAAGCCCGCGCCGAGCUGGAGCGCAUGUCCUACUCCAACUACUACUUUGACCGGCGGGACCCGCGCCGGCCGCGCUUCUGCAAGCGCUGCCAGGCCUGGAAGCCGGAGCGCGCACACCACUGCUCCGUCACGGGGCGCUGCGUGCUCAAGAUGGACCACUGGUGUAUCUGGGUGGUCAACUGCGUGGGGCUCAUGAACUACAAGUUCUUCUUGCUCUUCAUCUUCUACGCGGCCCUGGGCUGCGCGCUGGCUGUGCUGCUGCUGCUGGGCUCCGUCAUCGCCUUCUUCAACAACAAACUCAAGGGGCCCACCGCCCCGCUGGUGUUUGUGGUGUCUCUGACCUCGUUCGCCUUCAGCCUCAGCCUGGCGGGGUUCCUGGCCAUGCACGGGCAGCUGCUGGGCGCCAACUGCACCACCAUCGAGAUGUACGAGAAGGACCGCCUGCACCCCUGGCCCUACAACAAGGGCUUCAGGCGCAACUUCGAGGAGAUAUUCGGGCGCAACAAGUGGCGCUGGCUGCUGCCGUACCACACCAAGGAGGAGAAGCGCCUGCUGCUGGACUCCUGCCUGGGCAAGGCGCUGGGCGGGCCCUCCAUAGGCAUAGGCAUGGGCAUGGGCAUGCCGCCGGGCUCGGGCGGCAGCUCCAUGCACGUCGUGACCCACGUGUCUUCGCACGGGGGCGCCGGGUUAGGCGGCGGCGCCGGGAGCCGCAGCGGCGGCGGGCUGGGCGGUCUAGGGGGCCUGGGCGGGCUGGGGAGCGGCAGUGGUGGCAGCAGCACUGCGCUACUGCCGCUCAUGUCGCACCAGGCGUCCGGGGGGCCGUACCUGUCGUCCUCGUCACAGGUGUAGAUGCAGGUGCAGGUGCAGGUAGGAGUGCAGGCAGGGAGGUUUGGGAGGACGUAUGGUGCACGGCUGGAGGCAUACGUGGUGCAUGUGCUGCUCAGCGUGAGGCACUUGAACUGCACAGAUUUUGUAGAGCACAGAGGCUGACGGGGCAUUGUUGUGCGUGCGUGCACGUGUGUGAAUGCAAACAUGUCUAAUGUCGUGGGAUGUGCUGCAGCACUGCAAGAGGCAGCUUCCCGAGCGUGAUUAGCGCGGGGCAGCGACGGGCAGGGUGGCGGGGUGAAUGUGGGAUCAGCGCAUUGCUUGAGACUAGGACUUGGUUAGGCUGCUGUACAAGUGUACAUAGAGGUGGUGGCGCGCAGUGGUCGGAGCAAGGGCCCGAGGAGGAGCGCAGUCGCAGGUAGGCUGGAUGUGGUGUUGUUUCUGCUGCGUUGCUUUCCGAGGCUAACUUAAUGCCGAGUGUGUCGGGGCUGUCGGAGCAAGUCGGGGGAUGACAUCCAAAAUGUGGGGUGUGUCUCGCUUCUGACCUGUACCGUCAACACCUGUCUUGCGCGCUACACACCGACACAAUGUGGUGUUUGCCAAUACAGCCACACGCGUACUUGAGGUGCUGGUCUGGAGCAUUUGACCCUCAAGAAUCAUCGAGU
Chlamydomonas reinhardtii is the source of this 2058-nucleotide messenger RNA. RefSeq lists its product as uncharacterized. The record is from RefSeq and is a predicted model, not a curated record. The transcript is spliced from 8 exons. Gene Ontology annotation, biological process: protein targeting to membrane; peptidyl-L-cysteine S-palmitoylation. Lineage: Eukaryota; Viridiplantae; Chlorophyta; Chlorophyceae; Chlamydomonadales; Chlamydomonadaceae. Gene Ontology annotation, cellular component: endoplasmic reticulum; Golgi apparatus. Gene Ontology annotation, molecular function: protein-cysteine S-palmitoyltransferase activity. The coding region runs from base 263 to 1417 and encodes 384 amino acids.